This is a messenger RNA of Gongylonema pulchrum, 213 nucleotides long. The record is from the annotation of a GenBank genome assembly. NCBI's taxonomy places the organism in Eukaryota, Metazoa, Nematoda, Chromadorea, Rhabditida, Gongylonematidae.
GCGAUAGCAGAUACAGGUACUUCAUUAAUUGCCGGACCGAAGAACCAGGUGGAGAAUAUCCAGAAGUAUAUUGGUGCCGAGUAUGUAUUCGGCGGCGAAUACAUUGUGCCAUGCUACAAAGUGCCCUCGCUUCCAGAAAUUACCAUUGUCAUCGCUGGCAAAACCUACGUGUUGAGAGGAACGGAUUAUAUUUUGAAUGUAAAAGCUUAUUAA